AUGACAUCUCUCUCCUUCUCCCUCGGCGGCUCUUCUUCGAAACCCUCUUCACGACCCUCACCCCCACCCACAAAAAGAGCAAACGGCACCAAACGCGACCAUGCCGCUCUCCUCGACGACGCCAGCGACGACGAAGACACCACUCACAGCAAACGACAAACAAUCACUCACUUCGACACAGCAGUCGGCGGCGCCAUAAACGCCAAAGCCCCCAAAAAGGAAGAAAAGGCUCCAUUGGUGAUUUCGGCGCUCGCGAAUCGAGAUUGGAGGGAAGCGAGUAAACGGCAACGAGCGCAGAAAUAUGGCAUUACUGCUGAACAGAUGGAUGCGACGAGUGCAGCGCAGAUUGCGCAGGGAAGUGCGCAAGGAGCAGAUAAAGUGGUUAAAGAGACGGAGGCUGUCAAGUAUGGAUUAAAUGUCUUUGCGCCUAGCUCUGCUGUGCCAGAAGAAAUUGUGGAAGAAGAGCAAGAGGAGGAAACACCACAACAGAAGACUGCAGAGCAACUCGCCAUUGAUGCUCUGACUGGUGCGGCACCAACAUCAACACUCACGAUUCCUUCCGCACAAGUCACGGAAGAAGACGCCUUUGCAUCGUCCUUCCACUCUGCACCUCCCGCUCCUUCGUUAUCAGACUACACCGCCGUCCCUGUAGAAGAAUACGGCGCCGCCAUGCUACGAGGCAUGGGCUGGAAGGGCCCCUCCACGACUCCCUCCGCUCCAACGAAAAACGGCAAGAAGGCCCUUCCACCAGCGAAACGACCUGCAUUGCUGGGUAUCGGCGCAGACCCCAACGCAGCCCAACAAUCCGAGGAACUAGGAGCCUGGGGCAAAGCCUCAUCUCGCAGAGGCAAAGAACCAACAAUGUUCAUUCCAGUCUCUAUGAAGAACAAACGUACUGGCGAAACUUUGACCGAAGAGGAACUCAAGAACAAAAUACGCAGAGAUAAGGAAGAGGCGGAAAACCAGCGUUUCGUGGUCAACGAUUUGGAAAUCAGAGAUAAGAAGAGCACUAGCAGGAGAGAUGACGGCGGCUCAAGGAGAAGAGACGAUUAUUCUGAUGAUGGUGAGGACAGGAGACGAAGGAGAGACAAGGAAAAAGACAGAAAUUACGACCGCCACGACAGAUCGAAAGACCAUCGCGAUCGCAGAGACAAAAGAGAUCGUUCCCGCGACCAUCGAGACAGCAAAAGAGAUACUUCUCGCGAUCGGUACGAGAAGAAGUCUUCAUCGCAUAGAAGAGAACGCUCCAAAGAUAAAGAUUAUGAGAGAAGAGACAGAGAUAAAGAUCACGAACGAAGAGACAGAGACAGAAGGGAUCGAUAUGACGAUGGUUACAAGUCUUCGAGUCGUAGGGAUAGAAGUAGAGAUGGAGGAUAUCGGUCUUCGCGUCGAUAG
This is a messenger RNA of Aureobasidium namibiae CBS 147.97, 1395 nucleotides long. RefSeq lists its product as uncharacterized. Gene Ontology annotation, cellular component: spliceosomal complex. Gene Ontology annotation, biological process: mRNA splicing, via spliceosome. Bases 1 to 1395 code for a protein of 464 amino acids. The transcript is spliced from 2 exons. NCBI's taxonomy places the organism in Eukaryota, Fungi, Ascomycota, Dothideomycetes, Dothideales, Saccotheciaceae. The record is from RefSeq and is a predicted model, not a curated record.